Messenger RNA from Symbiodinium sp. CCMP2456, 3894 nucleotides. The record is from the annotation of a GenBank genome assembly. NCBI's taxonomy places the organism in Eukaryota, Dinophyceae, Suessiales, Symbiodiniaceae.
AUGGAUGGUACAUGGUAUGACAAUGACCAUGCGGCCCAUGCGGAUGAUGAGAAUGAUGAAGGCUGGAAUGCCUGGACUGAUUUGCCAGGGCAGCCAGCGGGACACACGGCACAUGAAGAAGAGCAGACAGUGUCCGAUGAGGAAACUGCCGUGGCGUUGAACGCAUUGGAGGUUUGCGACUUCGAGAACUUUCAUGACGCCGCGGUUGAGGCAGUCCAGCUUCAGUGCGCAGCUCAUAUGGUGAUGGGCAAGGCAGGUAGAGGCAAGGGAUUGUCAGGUGGUAAAGGGAAGAAGGGAUUUCCUGUGGUAAGAAGCUAUCUUUCAGUUGAGGGAGAUGAAGUCUCGAAGCAAGUGCCUGAAGCGUGGGCAGGAGUGGUGACCCGCAGUGUCCGAAGGGACGCGGACUUGGCUUUGAGGAAGUGCUUCAUCGGAUGUGUGUGGGGACGGCCGCUGAAAGCUGUUGGCUCGCGGGAUUUGGCAGACUUGUUGGAUUGGGUUCAGAAUUACCACAUACUCGUGGAGAGACGUGAGGUUCCGCUCAACGAGAUGACAGGAGCGGCUGGAUCUGAGGGCCAGCGCUUUGCGAUCCCGGCAGCAUCAGCUCAUAAGACCGUGAAGGUCAAGCCCCCGAACCCACCUUUGCCGAUUAGCUGUGCGGUGUGUACGAGUCAAGGACAGGGGGAGAUGGGACGGCUUUCAUGGCCGUUGACAAGCUUGAUAUCUUUCAGCGUGAAGAUGUGUUCGGAGUUCUUGACGAUGGGGCGAACAGUUCGGUUUGCGGUGGUACGUGGUGUGACAACGCAACGCCGAGGUGAAGUUGCAGAAGUUGAGAUUCGAGUUCCAUUGCUGAGUGAAGAUGGUGCGUCAUUCAAGGGACUUGGUGGCUCGACAAAGACCUUGGGAGAUAAGAGCAUCGUGUUCUGUGUAAGCUGCGAGAGCAAGGAUGUGAACGGCGAGAACAAGAUCUAUCUCCUCGCCUUUUCAAAGCAAAGCUCAAAAGACAUCUUUGUUGAUCAGUGGGUGCGUGGAGGUCAGAAGCCGCAGCAGCAGAUCAGCCUCGCCAACGGGAACCUCUGGCUUCGCUUUUCAGUGCGACUUGAUUUGGCUGAUGUCGGCCUUACAGAGACUUCCUCGUGCCACGAAGGUGGCUUGAAGCUUCUUCAGACAGACGCAGCAAUGCGUGGGCUCAUUUCUGGCCUCCGCGACUCAGAAGCUGUGGCUCGUUGUUUCUACGACUUCGACGUCAAGGUGUCAGCCACGAAUUUUGAGCACCGUGUGAGACUGAUGCACGGUAAGUACCAGAAGGCAAGCAAGUAUGGGCCCUGGACUCUUACGCGAUUGCGUGGUUGGGAUGAAGCCGGCUGGUUUGCGGAUCCUGCCAGCGACGGAUCUAUCGAGGCGAGGCGCCUCGCCAUCAAGACCCAGAAGGAAAGAGCGGGCGAGCGGAGGCUCUCGACACGGACACAGCUUGCGCCUGUGAAGGAAGCCUUGGCGGCUGUGACGUCGGAGUCCGUCUUCGCAGAGCAGGCCUGUGAUGACGCCUCCUUGUUGCAAAGGACGCACCCCUCCUCGGCGUUCUCGGCUCCUGCGGGUCUUCUUCAAGAACUCCCCUCGGUGGCGUCCAUCACCUUUGCACCUGGAUCGGAGUGGAUGAUGGGAUGGAAGAGACGAUCGCCGUCGGAGAAAGAAGAGCCGGAGCUCCUGCGCAUGGAGCAGAAAGCUUCGCUUCUGGAUACGCCGGUCAUCAGGAUGCUGCGAACUGAGCCGAGUGUGCAAGGCGCCUCCGAGUCCGAGGACGCCUCCGCGUUCUUUGGCUUAGAGCCAAAGCCGGCAGAGGCCGCAACCGAGGCCGAGGCAGCCGAGGCAGCCGAGCCUUCCAGGCCUCCGAGCCUGGAGCAGGCGGCGCCGAAAGCGGUGCCGAAAGCGGCGCCGAAAGCGGUGCCGAAGGAGACGAAAGCGGUGCCGAACGGUACCGCCGUGCCCGCCACGACAGAGCCGCCAGCUCCCGCACCCGAGGCGCCCGAGGCUUCGGAGGCUGGCGCCGCUCCCGCCGCUCCUCCCGCUCCUCAAAGCGACAAAAGCGGCGAAAGCGGCGAAAGCGAAAGAGGCGGAGCUCCCAAAAAGCCGGAGCCGGCAGCAAAAGACGCCGCGAGCUGGAUCGACAUCGUGAUCGGAGCACAAACCGUUCUUCACGUGAAGAACCCGGAGGAGAUCCAAGCGACGAGUUCCGAUCCAAAUCCCCAAGUUGCAACUUUUCGAACGAACAACGUCACGGUGGAGGCCGUCCCUUUGGUUCCCAACGAGCGCCUCUCCGUUUCCCAGACUCUGAAGGGAAACAGGACGCUGCUGGUGGAGGCCUUGGAAGCACUGCAGGCGGGGAGCGCUGGAGCCGACGGGCGGCCCUUUCCAAACGUGGCGACGGCGGCAUUGGCGGCGAUGGAACAGGCGCUGUCGGAAGCUGCGCUGACCAGCCGCGACCUCGAGGAGGUGGAGGUCCUUCAGCGCAGAGCCUUGGAGAAGAGCGAGUCCUUGGAUGAGAAAGCAGCGGAGCUUUCAAAGACCUUGGAGGAUAUUGCCGACGGUGUCUCGGAAGCCAGCCCCCAGCAGGUUGCCAAGGGGGCAGAGGAGGCUCUGCGGCUUCGCGGGCUCUGGCAGGAAGACCAGAACAGCAGCCUCAUGGCCGAGCAGGAGAAGAGAGAGCUUCUGAGUCAGCUUGCAGAGCAGCUGUCGACCGUCGUUCGCUCCGGCGUCACGGCAUUGAAGGCGGUGACCCUGGGCCUGCAUUUGGAGGUGAACCUCACAGCAGCGGCUGCGACCUUCCGGGCGCUCAGCGACGAGAGCUCUGGAAGCAUCUUGCUGCCCGUGGACGGUAUGGCGGGAACAGAAGAAUUCCAACGAUACAAGAAAGUGCUCCUACAAAAACUCAACGACAUCCGGAUUCUGCCACCCGUUGGAACGCCGCUCACCGCAGAGAUCGCCACCAGCAAGGAUGGUCCCAUGACCAUUGAGUUGGUGACCAAGAACGAAACAGCUUCCGAUUUCAAGGCCUUGCAGGAGGAUCUGGAGCUGGCGAGCAGACAGCUGAGGAACGCGACCUCCCAUGUCCAGGAGAUGGCCAAGGAGGUGGAGGCCGCGGACGCAGCGGCUCGCAGCCUGGACCUGGUGGCCUCGAAGAAGCAGAAUCUCACGCAAGAGCUGCUCAGCAUCGUGGAAGCAACGGAGAAGCUCUCAAAGGGGAUCAGCGAUUUCCCCGAGGGCGAGGCUGGCAUCUCGGUUGCAACUUCCGUGGCCAACCGAUCAGCAGCUCUUGAAGAAGGUGCCAGCAAGGCGCGGACAGUCGCAGCGCUCCUACGAUCUGCAGAGCUCGACUUCGAGGAGUCCCUGAACCGGUCGACGGAGGCUACAGCACGGCUCGCCGGCGCCGGUCACGAUGCGCAGUCACAGCUCCUGGAGGUGCCAAAAGGGCGGGCCGGGCGGCAGCUGUGCUUGGCUUGUGUGCAGGCGCUCCAGGCCUCCGCCAGCGGCCUCCGCCUGGCGAACGCCAGCGGCGCCAAGGUGGAUCUUUCUGGGCUCCUGGAGCUUUUUGGCAAAGGCACCUUGGGGGUUGCUGGAGAGGAUCUUGUGCCGAUUUUUCGAGCGAACGUCACCACCUCCCAAAUUGCAAAUCUGCCCUACGACCGCUUCUUCGCGCCGGCUUCAACGACCUCCUCGACGAAGGCCGAGGAGGCCGAGGCAGCCGAGGCAGCCGAGGCCGAGGCAGCCGAGGUGCCAAGCACCUCAAGCAGACAAAACCAGAGAGAGGAAGAGGACAACUGGAUGCCCAAAGCUGUGCUUUUCAGCAUGGCCUGCGUCCUCUCGCUCCUCGUGGCCGUCCUGUAUUGGCCCAUGGCCUGA